AUGCAGGUUGCUUUUCCUUCGUCGCCGCCGGCGAAAUACGUCGGUGACGAUCGAUUGACAGAGAUUUCCAUGAAGUUGAGCGAAGAUUUCAGCAAAUUAGUGUAUCUGGAAGAAGGAGAAGAAAUUGGAAAAUUGGAGAGAUCGUGGAGUCAACUCGAAGAAUCCGUCGAAUUUGACGAUGAAGAGGAAGCACGAGAGGAAGAAGAUGAAGAGGAAGGAGAAGAAUUCUCGUUUGCUUGUGUGAACGGGGAAGGAUCUCCGAUAACCGCCGAUGAAGCUUUCGAGGACGGUCAGAUCCGUCCUGUUUUCCCUCUCUUCAACCGCGAUCUCCUCUUCGAUUACGACAGCGCCGGAAACGACGGCGUAUCGGCGACCGACGAAAACGGCCAGGCUAUGCGCCCGCGUCUUAGAAAGCUGUUUGUGGAGGAUCGCGACGGAGACGGUGAGAAAGCCGCGGCGGAUUCGGAGCUCGAACCGCUGGGACCGUACUGCUCGUGGUCAGGUAACACGGUCGAGGAAACGUCGCCGGAGACCUGCCGGAAGAGCAAUUCGACGGGGUUCUCGAAGCUCUGGAGAUUUAGAGAUCUCGUGUUGAGAAGCAACAGUGACGGAAGAGACGCGUUUGUUUUUCUUAACAAUAACGUCGUCGGUGAUAAGACCCAGUCGUCGUCGUCUUCUUCUUCGACGGCGGCGGCGAAAUUGGCCAGUGAUGAUGAUAAGAAGCCAGCGGAGGAGAGCAAGUCAAAGACGAAAAAGGGGAAAGACAAAACGACGUCGUCGGAGAAGAGGACGAAAUCGGCGCACGAGAAGCUCUACAUGAGAAACAGAGCACUGAAAGAAGAAGGGAAACAUAGAUCGUAUCUUCCGUACAAGCAGGUCGGAUUCUUCACCAAUGUCAGUGGCCUUAGCAGAAAUAUCCAUCCUUUCUGA
Microthlaspi erraticum is the source of this 930-nucleotide messenger RNA. The record is from the annotation of a GenBank genome assembly. NCBI's taxonomy places the organism in Eukaryota, Viridiplantae, Streptophyta, Magnoliopsida, Brassicales, Brassicaceae.